Messenger RNA from Clunio marinus, 6262 nucleotides. Lineage: Eukaryota; Metazoa; Arthropoda; Insecta; Diptera; Chironomidae. The record is from the annotation of a GenBank genome assembly.
CAAAAUGUUAAAAAUAGUGAACGCUUCUAAAACUUUAUUAACAUGUAAUCAUCUAAAUUGGAUGAAACAGUUCAAUGGCUCGUUAUUUCAUACAUCAUCUAUACUUGAUAAAAAAUACAAUGCCAAAAACAUGGGACCGAAAAAAUUUCUUCUUAACAACAAAAAAAUUUAUGAUCCUCAACUUCCAGAUGAAACUCCGCGAAAAGCGUUUGUCUGUCAUAUUAAAGAAAAUAUUAAAUACAGUCCAAAAAAGAUGUGGUACAUUGCUAGCUUUGUUCGUGGUAUGACAGUAGAUGAAGCUGUCAAACAAUUAAGUUUUGUUCUUAAAAAAGCAGCAGCUGACAUUAAGCAAACAAUUCUUGAGGCUCAAGAAAUGGCAGUAAGGGACCAUAAUGUUGAAUUUAAAAGUAAUUUAUGGGUUGCUGAAUCUUUCUGUGGGAAAGGAAAGGUAUUUAAAGGAAUAAGACGGCAUGGAAGAGCUCGAUUUGGAAAAGUAGAAUAUAAGCAUACUCAUUACUUCGUACGACUUGAAGAAGGUGAACCUCCAAAGCAUUAUUAUUUGCCUCACCCGAUCACUCCAGAAGAGAAACUUGACAAAUGGAUAGAUGAGAUGAGAAAAAGAAAAGUUAUAAAUUCACUGUAGGAUAAUGAUGUUAAAAGUAAAACGCGCGAGGAAUACGAAAUACAACUUUAUGGAUUUUCACUGAAAUUGUUUGUGAAAGAAAAUUACAUAUUUGUGAGAAAUUGUAUUUUGGCCGAAAUGAAUGAAAUCGAGGAAUAUUUAUUAAAUCGUGUAACAAAUUCCGAGAAAUCUCCAGACUUGGGUAGGAUGUUAAAAGAACUAUCUCCAAUCGCAACAGAGAAAAUAUACCAACACUCUACAAAUUAUAUUUCUAAAAUAAAUGAGAUUUCCAUGAAGAAUUUUGAAAUACCAAACAACGUAUUGCUAUGUGAAGAUCGUUGUCAUAAGGACAAAAUUUCAAUUGAGGAUCUUAAUAAUUUGGAGCAGGAAUGCGAAGAUAUGACGAGUCUUUUUAUUGAAAGAGAAAACUUGUUGUUUAAUUUAAGUUCAAAAUUAUUUGAUAUCAAAUUGUGUAAAUACAAAGAGAAAACAUAUUUGAAAGUUCUUAUGAAUCCCCAAAAUAAUAAUAAAAUUGGAAAUGAUAUACACAGUAAUGUUAGUGCAUAUUACAAAACAAGAUUCAAAUACACAUCAAUGCAACAGCUAGAAAAAUACUCAGGAGGAAAAAAAGGGGACAUGCGUGGCGUAAAGAGAGUAGUCGCAUUUUGCUGUUUGACAGUAAUUUUGCCAGCUAUUCUCAUUAUUUGUCCUUUGUAUUUGAAGCAUCAAGUAUUCAAAGACCUGAUUUAUGCUGUUGCAGAAUCAGAUAUUUUAGAAAUCACUGAAGGCAUUUCAACAAUUUUUUGUCAAGAACAUGCUUUAAAAAUGAAUUCAACUUUUAAUGCAUUUCAAAUGAAACAUAUGCCUGAUCAAAGUAGCAGUAGAAAGCAUAUCCGUCUCAAGAAGUCGAUGAUCUUACCCGAUGACACGCUUGAGUAUUGGGGAUUUUAUUUAAAGAAAGGUGCCACUGUUCAAUUGAAAGUCUGCUCAAGAUAUGAUGGGUCAAAAAUACUCGUAGUUAAAGGAGAGCGAAAUCUUCGAACAUGCGGGUUAAUGGAUCACAAUAAAAACAAAUUUGGAGCUAGUUUCAACGCAGAACAGUCUCAAGUGAAAGUAACUUUUGAAACAGCUGCUGAAGUUGUAAAUUCGGGUGAGAUUAGUAUUAAAGAAGUUAGUAAAAGGCUCAUUCAAGAGAAAGCUGUUGACGAUGAAUCAAUGCGCAAUAAUGGAGGUGAAGAAAUUAUUGAUUAUGGAGAUGAAAAAUACAAAAAACAGAACGAUUAUGCAAAUAAUUAUCUUAAGAUAGAUAAAAAUGCCAUCAUUCCUAAAUCUUCUGAGUUGAAGGGUAAUUUUGAGAAGUCACAGUCUGAAGUUAAUGAAGAAUCUUAUUACCUUGAUAACAGAAAUGCUGCUUCUCGACAUAACAAAAAGCAAUAUAAAUUGCAAGUGGAUCAAGAGGAAUUGCUUGAUGAGGAAAAUGAAUCAGAGGAUGAAAAUUUACGACGAUCACCUCGAGAUACUCGUUUAGAUGGAGGCAUUAACCAUGGAGGAAAUGCUAAAUAUCCACAAAAUGAAUCUGAUUCUAUAUCAAGCUUUGAAAACGCUCUUUUUGAAUGUUAUGAUGGGCAAAUUUUGGUUGCAAAAGGUUUUCCACCUUCAAAAAUUUGCACAAGUGUGAAGAGCUUAGAGCAAGGAUCGUAUCUUAUAUCAAAACAUGAUGUUAAAUCUGAUGGAUAUUAUUACUACAUUUUCUACUCGGAUAAUGACUACGAUUCAAACAACAUCCACGCUGUUUUCGACAUUUACAAGCCUACAUAUUUAUAUUCUAAUAUUUCAGAAACUAAAGGAUGUAUAAAUUCAACGGAAUGUCGAUUUCCUAUUCAAAUGUUUUCUGACGAGGUUGUGAUUGUAGAAGUGCCAACAAGAGAUGGAAUCGAGCAUGAAGAUGACGACAUCACAUAUUUAUACUCUCAAUGUGUUCCACGAAUGGCUGUUUAUGUUGUUUUUCCGAUUGCUGUGCUUGUUUUCAUACUCUCAUUGAACAGCAUGACGAUCAGACGUUUUUAUCAUUUGAACGCUUUUAGUUCAGCAAACAAUAAAUCAAUAUUUGAGGAUUUAAAAAAAAUUUAUCAAAACAUCACAAGUUUAAAAUCUGAAAAAUGUUUCCAUGUCGAAUUAAUAUCAGGUACAAAUUUAUCAGAAGACGAGGAAAGAAAAUUGAGUUGGAUUCUUCAAGAUCCUCAAGACAAAAGACUUUUUCAAACUGAGCCAUUUCUUGCAAUUACAAAUGAGUGUCAAAAGCUCAUAGAGAUAGGACCUCGCUUUAAUUUUUCUACAGCCGAUUCCACUAAUUCUGUCAGCAUUUGUCAUUCGAUUCAACUUAUCUCAGUGAAAAGAAUUGAAGUUUCCAUCAGAUAUCUUUUCACAUUUAAUAACAAACAUGAAAUUUCUCAACUCAGCGAGACGAUACUUCUCGAUCAUCUCGGUGAUAGAAUGACACAAUGUAUCUACACAUGGGACAACAUUCCCGUUGAAUCAUUUGAUGAACAUUUGAAAAAAGAUAAAGGAUCUUGGUUUGUUGUUCCACUUCUUAGUGAAGGUAAAAAAGCUCUCCAUGAUGUUAAUUCCAAGAUGGGUCUUGCUUUUGACAACUGGGAUAUUGACUACUACAUGAACUUAUUUACAAACAUUUUAAAACGAAAUCCAACAAACGUUGAGCUUUUCGAUUGCGCUCAAUCAAAUAGUGAACAUUCACGUCAUUGGUUCUUUAAAGGUCGAAUGAUAAUUGAUGGUGAAGAGGAAGAAAAAUCUCUCAUAAAAAUGAUAAUCGAAACACAAAAUCACUCAAAUAAGAACAACACAAUCAAGUUUAGUGAUAAUAGCAGUGCUAUGAAUGGAUUUAAACAUGAGGUGCUUCGUCCAACAUGCUUCAUUGGUCCAGGAAAAGUGAAAGUUGACAUCAUUGAAAGUGACUUGAUUUUCACAGCAGAAACUCAUAACAUGCCGACCGCUGUCGCUCCAUUUAGUGGUGCAACAACAGGAACUGGAGGAAGAAUUCGAGAUGUUCAAGGUGUCGGUCGUGGAGGUCAUACAAUUGCAGGAACUGCAGGAUAUUGUGUUGGCAAUCUUCAAAUUCCCGGAUAUCAGCUUCCUUUUGAAACCGCAUUGUCACAUUUAGAGUAUCCAUCAUCAUUUGCGACUCCACUUAAAAUUAUUAUCGAAGCUAGCAAUGGAGCAUCCGAUUAUGGGAAUAAAUUUGGGGAACCAGUGAUCGCUGGUUUUGCGAUAUCUUAUGGCACUCUAAAUAGCGUCAAUCAACGUGAUGAGUAUGUGAAGCCGAUUAUGUUUAGCGGUGGUCUUGGCAUUAUGGAUUCAAUGCAUACACAAAAAUUGAACCCUGAACGUGGAAUGUUGUUGGCAAAGAUUGGCGGUCCUGUCUAUCGAAUUGGUGUUGGUGGUGGGGCUGCAAGUUCUGUUGAAAUUCAAGGAAAUAAUCAAUCGGAACUUGAUUUUAAUGCAGUUCAACGAGGCGACGCUGAAAUGGAAAACAAACUUAAUCGAGUUGUUCGUGCUUGCAUUGAGAUGGGAAAUAAGAAUCCAAUUCUUGCGAUUCAUGAUCAAGGAGCUGGUGGAAAUGGAAAUGUUCUGAAAGAGUUAGUUGAGCCAGGUUAUGCUGGUGCAAUCAUUUUCUCGAAAGAAUUCCAACUUGAUGUGCUUGGAGAAAUGCCAAGAAAAAAAUAUAUUCUGGAAAGAAAGAAUUCCGAAAAUUUCUUAUCGCCACUUGCGUUGUUACCAAAAGAUGACAAUCGUUAUCAAAAUUACAUGAACCGUGUGUUGAGUAUUCUCUCUGUUGGGAGCAAACGAUUCUUAACAAACAAAGUUGACAGAUGUGUCAGUGGACUUGUUGUGCAACAACAAUGCGUUGGACCUUUGCAUACGCCAUUGGCUGAUUAUGCACUCACAUGUGUUUCACAUUUUAGUCGUAAUGGAAUUGCAACGUCUAUUGGAACUCAGCCUAUUAAAGGAUUAAUAAAUUCAGCAGCUGGUGCUCGAAUGUCUAUAGCGGAAUCGCUUUCCAAUUUGGUUUUUGUUAAAAUAUCUGAACUUGCUGAUGUAAAAUGUUCCGGAAAUUGGAUGUGGGCAGCAAAACUUCCAGGCGAAGGUGCAAAAAUGGUUGAUGCAUGUAAAGCAAUGUGUCAAAUGAUGUCAGUGUUAAAUAUCGCUGUAGAUGGUGGGAAAGAUUCACUUUCAAUGGCAGCAAGAGUUCAGAACGAAACAAUCAAAUCACCAGGGACUUUAGUAAUUUCAACAUAUGCGCCAUGUCCAGAUGUGACUAUUCGCGUUACUCCGGAUUUAAAGUCGCCGUCACAUGAGAAAAUAGGAGAAUUGAUUUGGAUCAAUAUUGAAGGAAAAAUGCGAUUGGGAGGGUCAGCGUUGGCACAAUCAUUUUCACAACAAGGCAAUAAUUGCCCUGAUAUUUCAGAUCAUCAUAUCGAAUCUUUAAAAGGAGCCUUUAAUGUGACUCAACAGUUGUUGCAGCAGAAAAUGAUUCUUGCAGGUCAUGACAUAAGCGAUGGAGGUUUAUUGACUUGUCUUAUUGAAAUGGCAAUUGGUGGAAUGUGUGGAAUCAAUGUUGACAUCAAAGACGCAGUGACAUCAUUACAAUUUGAUGACAAUGAUAGCGAUCAUAUUGCUGCUACACUUUUUGCAGAAGAAUGUGGAUGGAUCGUUGAAUGUUCACAGGAGAAUCUUCAAUCAAUUUUGAAAGAGUUUCAAGACAACCAUGUAAAUGUCUUUCAUAUUGGACGCUCAAUUGGUUUUGGAAUGAAUUCAAAAAUCAUUAUCAGAUCGCAAGAUUUCAUGUUCAUUGACGAGACAGUUCUUGAUAUAACGAAGAAAUGGGAACGAACAAGUUACGAAUUGGAGAAGCUUCAAAUGAAUCCACAAUGUGCUAAUGAAGAAUUUCAAUCGUUUGAUACAAGAACUGGUCCAAAGUAUCGACUUACAUUCAAUCCAAAUGAAGUAGAAGUUAAACUUAUGAACUUAAUUGUUUCAAAUCCAUGGCGUGUUGCAGUCAUUCGUGAGGAAGGCAUUAAUGGAGAUCGAGAGAUGAUUGCUGCUUUAAUACGUGCUCGCUUUGAAGUUCAUGAUGUAACGAUGAGUGACUUAUUGGCAAGAAGAACUUUUUUGGAUAAUUAUCGAGGUGUCGUAUUUCCUGGUGGUUUUAGUUACGCAGACACAUUAGGUUCAGCUAAAGGAUGGGCAGCAACGAUUCUGUUUAGUGACUUGUUAAAGUCGCAAUUUGAGAAUUUUAAAAAUCGCAAAGACACAUUUUCUCUUGGUGUUUGUAAUGGUUGUCAAUUGAUGAGUCUAAUUGGAUGGGUUGGAGAUAUGGCGAUGCAUUAUGUCGAUGAUAAUAUGAAUCCAACUGAAAAAUAUCCAAUGAAUCCAAAUGGAAGUGUCGAAGGGAUUGCUGCUUUAUGUUCAAUUGAUGGCCGUCAUUUGGCAAUGAUGCCACAUCCAGAACGUUGUUGUCAAACAUUCCAAUGGCCUUACAUACCAAAUGACUUUGAUUCUCAGCAAUUCAACCCAUGGCAAUCAAUGUUUAACGAAGCAUACAUUUGGUGUUGUGAAUCUUAA